AUGAUAUGUGCAUGGGAAAGGUUGUUGGCUAAAACGGAUCAAGUUUUUGCUAAUCGGAAUUUUUCAUAUUUGGUUGCUGAGUUGUUGAAAGAAGUUGGCCCAUCGAUAACAAUAACAUCAUUAACAAAUACCAUCGCCUUUGGUAUUGGCGCAUUAUUUUCACCGCCUGAGGUCCAACUUUUUUGUAUCGCCAAUGCUGUUGCGAUGAUCUUUGAUUUAUUAUAUUGUAUCACAUUAUUCGCGGCAAUAUUGUUAUUGGCAACAAAAUAUGAAAGAAGUACACCAACGUGGAACAAGGAGGAAAUUUUAAAAAUUGAAGCAAGAAAACAAAAGGUAAAAGAAAAAUUUGCUUAUAAAGUUCUUAGAAUUACAAUUAAAUAUUUGAAUAUUCUCAAAUUUGAAUAUUCUAAUAUUCUCAAAUCAUUUUUACGUGAGUGA
Molecule: messenger RNA, 438 nt
Organism: Dracunculus medinensis (Guinea worm)
Lineage: Eukaryota; Metazoa; Nematoda; Chromadorea; Rhabditida; Dracunculidae
Source: the annotation of a GenBank genome assembly